Aphanomyces invadans is the source of this 1034-nucleotide messenger RNA. RefSeq lists its product as hypothetical. The annotation marks the transcript as partial. The transcript has 6 exons. Gene Ontology annotation, molecular function: hydrolase activity. The record is from RefSeq and is a predicted model, not a curated record. NCBI's taxonomy places the organism in Eukaryota, Oomycota, Saprolegniomycetes, Saprolegniales, Verrucalvaceae.
CGAUGACGGUGGCGUUUGCGAAAGUCGCGGUCGCGGUGGCAUCCUGCAUCGUGGCGCCACUGGUCGUGCUCUUUGUUCGACCUCAUGCCGAGUGGAGCUACAUGGAUGCGCUGUGCCAGCGAAUCCUGAGCUGCAUGACGCCCUUGGACAUCGCGGUCGUUCGCUUUGGCUUUGCAUGGUUUGGACGGCUACAGAGACUUGUUUAUUGGCCUGCAGCUGUAGUAGAUUCGCCGACUGUGAAAGGCCUGUGGUACGGCGACGCGACAACCCCCCUUUGCGAUGCUGUGGUCAUCUUGUUUGUCCAUGGCGGAGGGUUUCUUUCGGGCACGGCGGACUGCAUGUCCACGGGGCUCUUUCAGCCAUUGCUCGGCCGUCUGCAAAACUCGUUGCGAGCUGUCCGGUUGUUCAGUGUCGAGUACGACCUGGCACCGGAACAUCCCUAUCCUCGCGCCAUCAACCAAGCCUUGGACGCGUAUUUGUGGCUUCUCGACCAAGGAGUUGCCUCGACCAACAUCCUCUUGAUGGGGGACUCUGCAGGCGGCAACGCAGUUCUGUCGCUGUUGCAACGAGGUCGACAACAAAACGUUGCGAUGCCAGCGUGCGGAGUCCUCAUUUCGCCGUGGGUCGACUUGUCCGUCUCAACUCCUUCGUACGAUGUCAAGACAGACAUCUUUACCAAGUAUGUCGUGUACUCUUAACCCGAUCACGGAUGCCGAGCCCUUUGCAGGAACACCAUCGUUGCGUGGCGCAAUCUUUAUCUGGGCAACGACUUGACCAAAAUGAUCGAGGCUUCCCCAGGCCUGCAGCCCCUCGAGGGCUUGCCCCCUUUGCUGGUCAUGUACGGACAAACAGAGCUCAUGGCGAAUGACAUUUCGGCCUUUUGUGCCAAGGCGAAGCACACUCAUUUGGACUUGACCGAGUAUGUGCAUCCGCAUCUGUACCACGAUUUUGUAAUGCUUCCACUGGGAAAGCCCUCCCACGAUGCAGUUGCAGCCAUUGCACGAUUUGCUGAAUCGAAAAUGCAGUGACGAAAG